CAGCCGAUGUUGGUUUAAAAACGCGGAGCUCGAACAAUGCUAAUCUGCCUGCUUCGCGAUCGUAACAUCUUCACUGACCACCGAGCGAGGCCUUUCGGAUCUUACUUGAGCAGCGGGACGUUCCCAUUGUGGGAAUGGCUCCGAUUUGUGGCCAACUGCGUGGAUUUAGAGAGUGAAAAUUGUGACGCAGAUUUUCAGCUCAAUUCCCACUUGACGACACUGGCCAGCAUCCAUAAGAUUCAUCACACGUUGCACAGGCUGAACAUAACAGAGGACGUUGGACAGGAGAGCCCCACAUCAGCUUGUUGCUCCAGAGCCAUGCCUCCGAGGAAAAAGAGGAGACCCACUGCUGGAGAUGACAUGUCAGCCAAAAAGAGUCGCCAGGACAGGGUCAAACUGUCGCCAUCUGUUUUCAGAAAAAACGACUCGCCGCUAAUCCGCGAGGAGGAGACGUUCUCCAACAAAAGAUGUUUGGAGUGGUUCUACGAGUACGCAGGCUGCGAUGACGUGGUGGGACCGGAGGGCAUGGAGAAGUUCUGUGAGGACAUUGGAGUGGAACCAGAAAAUGUGGUAAUGCUGGUGCUGGCGUGGAAGCUGGACGCUCAGAGUAUGGGGUACUUCACCCUGCAGGAGUGGCUGAGAGGCAUGAGCAUGCUGCACUGCGACUCCACUGAGAGGCUGAGGAACUCGUUGGACUACCUACGGUCUGUCCUUAACGACGGCACCAGCUUCAAGCUCAUUUAUAGAUAUGCUUUUGACUUUGCCAGAGAAAAAGACCAGAGGAGUUUGGACUUGAACACGGCCAAGUGCAUGCUGGGGCUUCUGCUAGGGAAGACGUGGCCCCUCUUUCCUGUCUUUAAUCAGUUUCUAGAGCAAUCCAAGUACAAAGUCAUCAACAAAGACCAAUGGUGCAACGUCUUAGAGUUCAGCCGGACAAUCAACUUGGACCUUAGUAACUACGACGAGGAUGGUGCAUGGCCUGUGUUGCUGGACGAGUUUGUGGAAUGGUACAAGGAAAGACAGAUGUCAUAGCUGAAAAAGGAAAAUGGCAACUAAUAAACAACAACAACAAAAUACUGUGACGACCCCGACGACGAGAAUCAGCAAUUAAACAAAACAAACGGUAACGCCGCCACAGGGUUAGGGGGGGAGGGUCCUUAUGAGGGAGGAAGCGGGCUGAUGAUCACUAAAUCCCGCCCCCCUUCUUGAAGUCGCGACUCUCACUGGGAUGCGGCGUUUUGGAAAUAGCGGGGGAAAGUAUUGCUGAGCGCCUUCUCCCGCUGCUUCGCAUCAACAGAAGUCCACUUUGACCCGAGCACAUUUAGACGAUAACAAACUUAAGCUGUGCUGCGAGUUGCCUGUGCAAAAAGAAGCACUCUGUGCUUUCCUAAGGCAGGUCGCUGUUUACUUGUGCCAGUCUUUUUUUUUUUUUUUUUUUUCCUCCUUCUUUUGUCUUCUCACACCAAACAAAACCGCAUUGCUGCUAAUUCCAGUCAAGCCCCCCCCUGCCCGCCGCACCUUCUCAGCAUUUUACCGGUUCGUGGCGACCGAUCGAUGUUAGCGUGUGACUGUGCCUGAAAACAUUUGGACGUGUAUGUACGAAUAUCUGGGAGCAAAGAGGGGGGGGGGGGGCUCAUGUUGACCCCAGCCCGUGUGGGCUGCCCAAUGAGCUACUUCCUGUUGUCCAUUUUGUCUGGUCUUCCUUAGUCCGCCGAUAGUUUCUUCAGGUUUCCUCCAAUGAGUAGCAUCCUUCCCGACGCUGACAGUGUUCAAAGGUAAGAACGCGCGCGCUAACUGUAGUUGUCACAGCGCUACGUUCUUGUAUAGAUUUUCUGUCCUUGGCUGUGGUGUGACGCUGAAUCGUCCAAAAGAUUUGAAUAUUUGCAUGCAGCUCCGACAGAGCCCCUUUUUUUUGUUGUUGUUGUUGAUGAUGUACAGGAAAUGUUUUGUGCUUAGAUUUGAUAUUCACGAUCAUGUUACCUUUUUUUUUCUUUUUUCUUCCUGAUGGAACUCAUGAUUGUGUUUAUUGAGACCUGGAAAAGAAACACACACAUGUAACCUCACGGUGGAACAGGCGUUCACUCCUGCAUUGGUCAACAAAGCGAGGCGUUGUAUGUACUCCUCACCCCCUUUUUUUUUUUUUUAUUUAUUGCCAGUGCGUCUGUCGACUUGCACUCGUACAUGUCACCCCUGCUUUGUAUAUUGAAUGACACAAGGUUUGUGUAUAGAUUUCAUGUCUUUCAGUAUUCUCUCAUGACAAUGCAGGAUGAUGAACACGCUUGUCCCGACUGUAUAUAUGUAUGUAAACUAAGUGUCUAUAUGUCGGUUUUCACUAUAACCUAUGUCUAUAUACUUAAAUAAAAAAGGUUUAUUAACUUA
Molecule: messenger RNA, 2379 nt
Organism: Nerophis ophidion (straightnose pipefish)
Lineage: Eukaryota; Metazoa; Chordata; Actinopteri; Syngnathiformes; Syngnathidae
Gene: dcun1d4
Product: DCN1, defective in cullin neddylation 1, domain containing 4 (S. cerevisiae)
Exons: 11
Coding region: 37-1032 (331 amino acids)
Biological process (GO): protein neddylation; positive regulation of ubiquitin-protein transferase activity
Cellular component (GO): ubiquitin ligase complex
Molecular function (GO): ubiquitin conjugating enzyme binding; cullin family protein binding; ubiquitin-like protein binding
Source: RefSeq, a predicted model, not a curated record